AUGCGCCCCCCGCCUGUGCGGCAUUCGGAAUCUCGUGAAUUCGUCUUCGCUCACCGCCGACGGGUUCUUCGGGUUAGGAUCGAGGAACUCUCCGGUGCACCGCAGGCGGAGGAAGCUUCUUCGCCCUUCGGCGCAUUCCGGUGCGUCUGUCCUUCUGUACUCGCGUUCGAUUUGGGGGUCGGAGUGGGGGAAGCAAUGGCUGUAGCUGUUAAUUCGGAUAUGGAAGUUGCAUCCAAGAAAAAACCUCAAACAAAGCAAAGGAGAGUGGUUGUGACGGGUAUGGGUGUGGAAACACCAGUUGGUCAUUAUCCAGAUGUCUUCUAUAAUAACCUGCUGGAAGGAGUCAGUGGCAUUAGUGAGAUUGAGGCUUUCGAUUGUUCACAAUUUCCAACUAGAAUUGCUGGAGAGAUCAAAUCAUUCUCGACAGAUGGCUGGGUUGCUCCUAAACUUUCUAAGAGAAUGGACAAAUUCAUGCUUUACAUGUUGACCGCGGGUAAGAAGGCUUUGGCAGAUGCAGGAAUUACUGAAGAUGUGAUGGAUGAAUUAGAUAAAAGAAGAUGCGGCGUAUUAAUUGGCUCUGCUAUGGGUGGGAUGAAAGUUUUUAACGAUGCAAUUGAAGCAUUACGGAUCUCAUAUAGGAAGAUGAAUCCAUUUUGUGUACCAUUUGCAACUACAAACAUGGGUUCUGCCAUUCUUGCCAUGGAUCUGGGAUGGAUGGGGCCAAACUACUCAAUAUCCACUGCUUGUGCGACAGGCAACUUCUGUAUACUGAAUGCUGCUAACCACAUCAUUAGAGGUGAAGCAGACAUGAUGCUUUGUGGUGGCUCUGAUGCGGCAAUCAUUCCAAUUGGAUUGGGAGGUUUUGUUGCUUGCCGAGCAUUGUCACAGAGAAACAGCGAUCCUACUAAAGCAUCACGUCCCUGGGAUAGUAAUCGUGAUGGAUUUGUUAUGGGAGAAGGGUCUGGAGUAUUGCUAUUGGAAGAACUUGAACAUGCGAAGAAUAGAGGUGCAACUAUUUAUGCUGAGUUUCUUGGUGGAAGCUUCACUUGUGAUGCGUAUCACAUGACAGAGCCUCAUCCACAAGGAACUGGCGUCAUUUUGUGCGUAGAGAAGGCUCUAGCUCAGUCAGGAGUAUCUAAGGAAGAUGUGAACUACAUCAAUGCGCAUGCAACAUCUACUCCAGCAGGUGACCUUAAGGAGUAUCAGGCUCUUCUUCAUUGUUUCGGGCAGAACCCAGAGUUAAGGGUGAACUCAACAAAAUCUAUGAUCGGGCACCUACUUGGAGCAGCUGGCGCUGUGGAGGCUGUUGCAACUGUGCAGGCGAUCAAGACUGGCUGGGUUCAUCCGAAUGUCAAUCUUGAAAAUCCAGAUGAUGGCGUGGAUGUGUCCGUGCUGGUGGGACCAACAAAAGAAAGACUGGACAUCAAGGUGGCGUUAUCUAAUUCGUUUGGUUUUGGUGGCCACAACUCGUCAAUUUUAUUUGCUCCGUACAAGUAGACUUAUAGGGGUGGUUGAAGUGGAGGAAUGUAUGACAUAGAGGUGUCGAAAGGGUGUUCAUAUUGACAAUGAAUGACUAAGAACUGAGGAAUCAUUUUGUUUGUAGUUAGUAUCUUAUGGAGAUCAAUUUUAUGCCAUGUAUAUUUGUACUGGAGAAGAGCAACUUACUUUUUGUGUCUAUUGUGGGCCAAAGAAAGGAAAGGUUUAGGGGUGUUAGUUGGUCUUUUAGCUGCCUUCUCACAUAAUCGGAAGUGUGUGUGUUGCAUGUGACGAUUGCUCGGACAAAAACUCGAGAGAGGUGCUCUUGAAUUUGAAUA
Messenger RNA from Striga asiatica, 1814 nucleotides. The record is from the annotation of a GenBank genome assembly. Lineage: Eukaryota; Viridiplantae; Streptophyta; Magnoliopsida; Lamiales; Orobanchaceae.